Molecule: messenger RNA, 312 nt
Organism: Monascus purpureus
Lineage: Eukaryota; Fungi; Ascomycota; Eurotiomycetes; Eurotiales; Aspergillaceae
Source: the annotation of a GenBank genome assembly
AUGCGUUUGAGAGCGCAAACAAACCACGCGAGGCACCAGUUCCAAGUCUGCUCAGCGAGAAGGACAGCAGAGGGGUUCUUAUAUACAGGAGCAAAAAUGUCCCUUUGGAGCUCAUACAAAUCUCUCUCCCCCAAAACACGCGCUGUGUUCGGCAUAGGACUGAUGGCGUGGGCAUCCCUUGGGAUGAUGAUUUCGCCGCAAGUAGAGAAGACACUGGGGAUGGUGCCUUCUGAGCAGGAGAAGGAGGAGUUGGAGAGGAAGUUGGCGUUGCGGGUUGAAAGGGUUGACAGGGUUGAGAAGAGUGGGCGAUAA